Messenger RNA from Mus caroli (Ryukyu mouse), 1329 nucleotides. Lineage: Eukaryota; Metazoa; Chordata; Mammalia; Rodentia; Muridae. The record is from RefSeq and is a predicted model, not a curated record.
AGAGGCAAAGUCUCCUCUUUACAGAUGAGAGUCCUGCACUCAGGGGUGGCAGUGUGAGCCGCCCACUCAGGUGAACAGAGCCUGGUCUCUGUGGGGUCCCUGUGGGGCUUACAGCCAGCGCCUCUGCUUUAAAGAGAAGCCUCUCUCCACUGCAUCCCUAAGCGUUUGUACCGCCAUUGUAUUCCCGGAAGUGGCUUUUCUUCUAGAAGACUCUAGGGUGUGAUUUCUGAAGAGAAGAAGGAAGAGGAAGGGUGGAGGUUAGGAAACAGUGAGUCGGGCCUGUGGGUCUCUCCUGGUGUCCUGAGAGCUUCUGGGUAGAACUCGGAGACACCACGACAAACUGCGCUCUGUCCGCAGUACAGGGUUCAGGCAAAGUCUUAGUCUCCAGGCAGUGAGGUCAGGGGUGGGGAAGCCCAGGGCUGGGGAUUCCCCAUCUCCUCAGUUUCACUUCUGCUCCUAACCUGGGUCAGGUCCUUCUGCCCGGACACUGAUGACGCGCUGGCAGGUCUCACUAUCAUUGGGUGGCGAGAUCCCAGGAGCCAAUCAGCGUCGCCGCGGACACUGGUUAUAAAGUCCACGCAGCCCGCGGGACUCAGACACCCGGGAUCCCAGAUGGGGGCGAUGGCUCCGCGCACGCUGCUCCUGCUGCUGGCGGCCGCCCUGGCCCCGACCCAGACCCGCGCGGGCUCACACUCGAUGCGGUAUUUCGAGACCGCCGUGUCCCGGCCCGGCCUCGGGGAGCCCCGGUUCAUCUCUGUGGGCUACGUGGACGACACAGAGUUCGUGCGCUUCGACAGCGACGCGGAGAAUCCGAGAGAUGAGCCGCGGGCGCCGUGGAUGGAGCAGGAGGGGCCGGAGUAUUGGGAGCGGGAGACACAGAAAUCCAAGGGCAAUGAGCAGAGUUUCCGAGUGAGCCUGAGGACCGCGCUGAGCUACUACAACCAGAGCGCGGGCGGCUCUCACACACUCCAGUGGAUGCAUGGCUGUGAGGUGGGGUCGGACGGGCGCCUCCUCCGCGGGUACCUGCAGUCCGCAUACGACGGCCGCGAUUACAUCGCCCUGAACGAAGACCUGAAAACGUGGACGGCGGCGGACAUGGCGGCGCAGAUCACCCGACGCAAGUGGGAGCAGGCUGGUGAAGCAGAGAGAUACAGGGCCUACCUGGAGGGCGCGUGCAUAGAGUGGCUCCGCAGACACCUGGAGCGCGGGAAUGCGACGCUGCAGCGCAAAGGUGCUGGGGCCGCGGGCAGCUCCUCCCUCUGCCCUCGGGCUGGGGCUCAGUCCUGGGGAAGAAGAAACCCUCAGCUGGGGUGAUGCCCCUGUCUCAGA